CAUCAUUGUCGUCGUCGUCGUCGUCGUCGUCGUCGUCGUCGUCGUCGUCGUCGUCGUCGUCGUCGUCGUCGUCGUCGUCGUCGUCGUCGUCGCCGUGGUCGUCGGCGUCGUCGUCGUCUUCGUUCUCACCAUCAGUGACUGCUGUCGUUAUUGCGCGACUACCGACACGACGGCUGCUGAGGAGACGGCUGUAAAGGAGUACGACAAGCGCGAGCGAACGAGCAUACUCGCGACGGACAGCAAAUCGUCGCGGCAGAGAUACCGGGAGCCGGUACUACAUCUAAACAUGGCGUUGACACGAUUGCCUUCGAUACCGUUGGCUUUGGCUUUGGCCCUGGCCUUCCUUUCGACGGCACGCCGCUGCGUCGACGCCUCGGAAAGUAUAAUAGGAAGCCGAGAGACCUGCGACAUCGAGGGCGAAGAUUUCACUGUCGACAAGAUCCCGAAUACGAGGUGCUUCAACUGCAUUUGUAAGAACGGUUUCGUGGAAUGUGUGAAGCAGCAGUGCCCGAGCAUCGAAGGCUGUUACACGUUGCUGGAUCCACCCGACAACGAGUGCUGCCACAGGUGUACAGGAUGCAUACAGGACGGCGUCUACCACGAGUCGGACACGGAAUGGACGGACAGGAAGGAUCCGUGUAUAAUAUUCACCUGCAAAUCGGGCAUCAUCACGAAAUCAACACUACGGUGUUACACGCCCUGUUCAAAUCCGAGCCCGGCCGCACCUGGCCAAUGCUGUCCGGUCUGCGCAGGAUGCCUGGUGAACGGGCAGAAAGUCACGGCGGAUAGAUCGGUGACAACGACGGAAGAUCCCUGUGUAACCUGCAGGUGCAACAACGGACAGCUCACCUGCGCGAAACAAGCGUGCCCGACGCUCAAUUGUCCUGCCUCGAAGAUCGUUCACGUUUCUGGCGAAUGCUGCCCGCACUGUCGAGGUAGCAGAAGAUUUCUACCACCUCCGAAAGGCGCCUGCAUGGUCGGCACCAUGCUGUAUACCUCGGGAAAACAGUUCUACGCGGAUCACUGCACACAUUGCACCUGCACCAAUUCAUCGGUCUCGUGCACGAAGGAGACCUGCCCAGUGCUGGAGUGUCCCAGGGAAUAUCAGACACACGGUCGCUGUUGCCCGCAAUGCCCGAUCAUCGAGGAGAGCAAAACCUCUUGCAUUUACAAUGGAAAAGUUCGCGAGGAUGGCGAAUCAUGGAAGCUUGAUUCCUGCAAGGCGUGCGCCUGCAAACAGGGCAAAGUGCGCUGCGCGAUGCCUAUGUGCCCGGUAAUAAACGAACCUUGCCCGCCGAACACGAAGCUGGAGCGUCCGAAGGAUCAAUGCUGUGCGCGAUGCGUCGAGAGUGACGGGGUCUGCACGGUUUUCGGAGACCCGCACUAUCGCACCUUUGACGGUAAAUUCUACAGCUUCAAGGGACCGUGCAAGUAUCAGUUGGUCAGUGAUUGCGCAGGUCGUACUUUUAGUAUACGCGUGACCAACGACGCCAGAUCGACCAAGUCGUCCGCGUGGACCAAAACUAUCGCCAUCAAGAUCGGCGACUUGAAAGUGAACCUUGGCCAGAAAAUGAGGGUGAAGGUGAACGGGAAGAAGGUGGACGUUCCUUAUGCCGUGGCGAACCGACUAGACAUUAACCGUACAACCGACAGCGUAAUUGUGAACACCCAGAUCGGGAUCAAGGUACUCUGGGACGGUAUCAGCUAUCUCGAAGUGUCGGCACCUUCAUCGUACAGGGGACGCCUAUGCGGUCUCUGCGGUAACUUCAAUUCCAUCACGAAAGACGAUUUUACUACGCGACGAGGCCGACUGCUGCAGGAUCCGCAGCAGUUUGGCCAAUCUUGGGCCGUGGGAGCGAAGAAGAUGUGCGUACGAGCGAGGUCCGGAAACGUCGACAAGGAGAGACGUUGCCGUGGAAGGAAGGAUCAUAGAUUGUGCAAUCGGCUGAGGUCGCAGAUCUUUGACGCUUGCCACAAGAAGGUAAACCCAAUGAUGUACUACAAGGCUUGCCUUCAGGACAUGUGCGAGUGCCCGACCGAGCAUUGCUUCUGCGAAUCCUUCGUAGCAUACGUGCACGAAUGUCAACGGCUCGGUAUCCAGUUGCCGCACUGGCGGAAGGCUACCAAGUGUCGGACUGUUUGGGAGCAACCGACGGGUCCGGCAAACUUUGUUCGCCGCCUACACUAAUCGCGCCGUCUGUUCGUCGCCGCGUUCAGUUCACAAACUUUAUCCUGAGGAACGCGUACGCUGAGAACUCUGCGUGCGUAUCUAGAGAGACGGAAAGAGAGAGAGAGAGAGAGAGAGAGAGAGAGAGAGAGAGAGAGAGCGAGAACGUGUGUAAUUCUCUCCUUUACCCCUCGUCUGCCGUAGUAACAGCGAAUAGUAGAGAUGAGGAGGACGAUGAUGGAGUUGACACUUAAAUAUUCGACUUGUAUUCAAGUUGUACGAAAGGAUAUUCCCGUAUCAAUGCGAAAUCAAUGUUCAUCAGGAUCAAGUCGACUGAGAGAAGGCUCCCGCGGGUCUUCGCGCAAAGAAACACGGAUAACGCAGAGCUCUUCCGCGACGCCUCGUACACACGCGCGCACGCAUACCGCGACGGAUUAAUUCGGAACGUAUUCAUAAAUGCUUAUUUAUUCGUAGAGCAACGUUAACGCGCACGCGGUGCUUAUAAGUCCCCGACGUCUAUAAUGAGAAACAAGAAUCGACUAUUAAUGCGGGUGAAAACGUUUCGUUGUUCGCGCUGCAAAUGCAACACAAAUAAAUGCACAAUCGACCGAACGCGUCGUCGGCAUAAGCAAACGUUGUAUUAUGGCACGCGUAACUGUGACAAUGACCAAGCAUAAAAUAAUCGAUAUUUUCGCUGGAGCCGUCAACUCAUGGUACUUUCUUCUCCUCAACAUUUUACACAAUGUCGUCUUUCUCAAUCUCUCUUUUUCUCUUCGUUUUCUUUUCUUCCCUCUUUCUUUGGGAGCUUUCUCUCUCUUUCUCUCUUUCUGUCUCUCUUUCCUACUUGCGGGAGCACACAGACCGGACGUGGCGGAGUGCUCGGCGAGAAUCUACUAGUCACCACUUCGUAUCAAUAUGCACUAACGGUGAGUUCCUGUGCCCCCGUGUUAGUAACGUUGAGUAGUGACUAGGGAUGCACUCAAGCCAGAGUACAAUCAUUUUUUUUCAUUCCUAUCGAAGGAGAAAACUACACAUUUUACGGCGUGCCGAAGUAAUAACACGAGAGAUCGAUAUGUAACAUUGAUUUCUAUCGUCAAUUGAACCAAAUAAGAAGAUCGAGAAGAGAUCGAUUGCAAAAAUCUUGCCAAUUCCAAAAUCGCGAGUUUUCAAGAAAGAGAAAGAACUUAACGCCUAAUUUGUUUCGUCUGAUCUCAAGUAACUUCUUUAAAAACGUGGCAUAUAUUGUUAACAAUUUGGAAAACAUUGCAAAGGGAGACACAUAUAAUAGAAUAGAGUUUAUAUAAAUACGCGGUUUGAACGAACGGGAAUUAUACCAAAUCGUUUUUUACGCAAAGGUGUGAUCCUUUGCACGUCUGGACGCUUGUAACUGACUUCAGUGAGACUCUGACUCGAGUGUCCCUAGUAGUAACUGUUCGUCGACCGCAAAGCGACAAUUUCGCUCGUUCGCACGAUAGGAAAUCUCACACGGGUCACAGCAGCACGUACGACGCAGCCAUGACGCCCGGAAAACAUGGAUCUCUGACGCGUGUGUACAUGUGUGUGUUUGUCACGAUUGCACGCGAAAUAUCGUAGACGCGAGAGGAAGCAUCUCAUUAGCAUGAGAACGCGAGGAAAACGGGAAACUGAUGGAUGAUCUUGUGACGCAAGAUGCAGCAGACGAUAGUUCUUAUAUUCGCGUUUCAUAUCUAGCGAAUUCAAUUCUUUUUAGCGCGACUUUAAUUUUGAACUUUAAUCGCAAAUCGUUUACGACACAUAAACAUAACAUUGCCGUGAACGGAAUUAAUGUAAAAAUAUUACAUAACGAAAUAUCGAAUAACCGAAUGCUGUCGCGAUUUAGUGAUUUUCAUCGGUAUUAGCGAGAAGUUGAUGUGUUUACUUUUUAAUCAUUGUAAUGCUGCGUUAGGGAUUCUACAUGUACUUCACCGGGGCAUACGGUUACCCAAAUAAUAACAGCAACAAUAAUAAUACUAAUAAUAAUAUUAAUAAUAGAGCCCUGUCGGGCGACGCGGACACACCGAUGAUCAAUCGGUAUGCUCGAAAUCGUGAGAACGACUUUGUAAGUAGCAGAAAGUGGCGAUGCCUUGUAACGUUUCGGAGCACCGUGCAGUAUUUCGGCCGAUGAGCAGGCUCGCGGCAUAGCAUGUACAUCCAAGUGCGUUAACACGAUCGUACCACGUGUGUCGAUCGAUUUUAUACAUAUACGUAUAAAUAUAAAUAAAUAAAUAUAUAUAUAUAUAUAUAUAUAUAUAUAUAUAUAUAUGUAUAUGUAUGUAUAUAUAUAUAGACCCGCGACUCUCCUGUAAUCUGUAAGAUCCGUGCUUUCACCAAACCUACUAUGCACUAUGCAUUCGUAUAUCUACGUAAGCCCGCACAUUUACUCGCGAUUUCUUAAGUCGGCAGAUUUGAAUCUUGACGAGUCGUUAAAUCCGCAGAUGUCAGCAUAUCCGCGGAUUCCUCACGUUUUUUAAAUUGAGACGUCUAGCGAACUUUCCUGAAUUCUAAUUCUCAUAUUAUGCGGACAAAUUCUGAAAUUUGUGGGUCUAUGGUUCUUCUGCAUUCACUUUUGCAUCCGUGCCAUAAAUCGUUCUUUUAUCAGUCUUGCGGAUUCUUGAAUCCGUAGACCGUCCCCUCUCCCUGCUUACACGGAUCUUUGGAUUCACGGGUCUGCGGUUUACUAGACUCUUAUCCUUUCAUAUAGGAUUAAGAGGGGAACGUCUCCCCGUAUAUUCGAAACGCAACGAAUACACACUUUUUUAUAUUAUAUAUAUAUAUAUAUAUAUAUAUAUAUAUAUAUAUAUAUAUAUAUAUAUAUUUACGUAGCACGCGUGCGCAUGAAAAGUAGACGUUUACCAUAGCUGUAGUGAAACGUUUGCAACAAUUUGUAUAUAGGAAGACAUAAUGAUUAUUAAUAUUAAGCAAGCAUUAAUUAAUUAAUAGUUUCUAAUAACGUGCCACGUUCUCAACAGCUCUCCAUUUCGUUUCGUUCUAUCACUUUUACCCUUCUCUAUUUACUUAUCUUGUUUUUAUUUUUAGCGCAAUUUCUCUUGUAUUCCCUCGUUACAAAAACUUUUUCAGAGCUACCAGAGUCGAAAUUUUGAUUCUAACUGUACAUUCUGACCCAAGACAAAAAGAUGAAUGGAGAGAGAGAAGAAUCUCUAAACAUAAUACUAUAUAGAUUAUUAUUCACUCUGGAUAUUACAAGUAGUUACUUAGAAUUUGAAAGUUCAAAAUAGAUGAAAAAGGGAGUUGUACAAGCAAAUAAACUAAUUAUAAUUAUAAUUUGAUAAUGUUGCACGCCACUCUAAUUUAAAUUUGAAUUUGUUAUAAUAACGAAAUUAAAGCUAAAGUAUAAAAAAGCGUUGGGACUGAUGGGAUUUAGACGCUAAAUCUUGACUCGGGUACUUUUGUAAAAAGUUAAGAAGCAACAUUUUUUAAACUCAACGAAGCUAUACGUAUAGUUGUAAUAUAUGGUAAUUAAUAAUUACCGCCUUCCAAAUUUCGACAAGGAAUCAAACUAACUCUGUAUAUCGGAUAGUCCAAAGCGUUAGCCAAUUUUUGUCGAUUAUAGUGUAGAAUUAUAGUGUAGAAAAAUAAAUUACUUAUAUUCGUAAAA
Molecule: messenger RNA, 5801 nt
Organism: Odontomachus brunneus
Lineage: Eukaryota; Metazoa; Arthropoda; Insecta; Hymenoptera; Formicidae
Product: BMP-binding endothelial regulator protein-like
Exons: 11
Coding region: 287-2188 (633 amino acids)
Molecular function (GO): protein binding
Source: RefSeq, a predicted model, not a curated record